Molecule: messenger RNA, 1474 nt
Organism: Notechis scutatus (mainland tiger snake)
Lineage: Eukaryota; Metazoa; Chordata; Lepidosauria; Squamata; Elapidae
Source: RefSeq, a predicted model, not a curated record
GCUCCGAGCCGAGCUCGCCAGCCUCUCGUCUCCAACCGCCGCUGCCGCCUUUCCUCGCCAGCCGCUGCUCUGUUUUUUUCCACCCUUUUUAGCUAAAAUCAGCCCCCUCCCCUGCCCGCCCCCUGUAAGCCCAGGCCUCUGCCAAAGGAGGAAACAUGGGGAAGGAAAAGACCCACAUCAAUAUUGUGGUCAUUGGACAUGUAGACUCUGGCAAGUCCACCACCACCGGCCACCUCAUCUACAAGUGCGGGGGCAUCGACAAGCGGACCAUCGAGAAAUUCGAGAAGGAAGCCGCAGAGAUGGGAAAGGGUUCCUUCAAGUACGCCUGGGUGCUGGACAAACUGAAAGCUGAGCGCGAGCGAGGCAUCACCAUUGACAUUUCCCUGUGGAAGUUUGAGACCACCAAGUAUUACAUCACCAUCAUUGACGCUCCGGGCCAUAGAGAUUUCAUCAAGAACAUGAUUACAGGGACUUCACAGAUGCCUUGGUUCAAAGGAUGGAAAGUGGAACGCAAAGAAGGCAAUGCCAGCGGGGUCUCUCUCUUGGAGGCUCUGGAUACAAUCCUGCCCCCCACUCGCCCUACAGAUAAACCUCUACGCCUGCCUCUUCAAGACGUCUACAAAAUCGGAGGUAUCGGGACCGUCCCCGUGGGCCGUGUAGAGACAGGAAUCCUCAGGCCUGGCAUGGUGGUCACCUUUGCCCCCGUGAACAUUACCACCGAAGUGAAGUCGGUUGAGAUGCACCAUGAGGCCUUGAGCGAAGCUCUGCCUGGGGACAACGUUGGCUUCAACGUCAAGAAUGUGUCCGUGAAGGACAUCCGCCGGGGAAACGUCUGCGGAGACAGCAAAUCGGACCCGCCUCAGGAAGCAGCCCAGUUCACUUCUCAGGUAAUCAUUUUGAACCACCCUGGACAGAUCAGCGCCGGCUAUUCGCCCGUCAUUGACUGCCACACCGCUCACAUUGCUUGCAAAUUCGCCGAGCUUAAGGAGAAGAUCGACCGACGUUCUGGCAAGAAGCUGGAAGACAAUCCCAAAUCUUUGAAAUCUGGAGACGCUGCGAUUGUGGAGAUGAUCCCUGGCAAACCGAUGUGUGUCGAGAGCUUCUCCCAAUACCCACCCUUAGGUCGCUUCGCCGUACGUGACAUGCGGCAGACCGUGGCGGUGGGCGUGAUCAAGAACGUGGAGAAGAAGAGUGGCGGGGCUGGGAAGGUCACCAAGUCCGCACAGAAAGCCCAGAAGGCUGGCAAAUGAAUCGUGGGUACCCCGUGCCUCGCCCAGCACCCAUCCACCCGACCCGGAUGCUGCCAUCUUCCCCUCGAGGCGCAUGUCUACACAUCCGCUUGUAAAAGUUUGUACGUGAACGACUGGAUGCUCACUAUUAAGGUCCAGUGGAAGUUCUUUAAAAGGAAAAGCAUGUCCCAGCGUUCGUGAGCCUUCGCGUUCAAUUUUACCAAUAAAACUGGUACCACAUCCCA